Molecule: messenger RNA, 1278 nt
Organism: Malus domestica (apple)
Lineage: Eukaryota; Viridiplantae; Streptophyta; Magnoliopsida; Rosales; Rosaceae
Source: RefSeq, a predicted model, not a curated record
UUUUUUUUUCCUUUUUCUUUUUUAUUCCCCUCUCUCUCUCUCUCUCUCUCUCUCUCUCUCUCUCUCCGAUUCAUCACCGGUUUUUUAGUAUUUGCCGCGAUCGAAGAAGUCAUAGCCGCCGAUUCGACGGCCGCCAAACGUCUGGAGAUCCCUGCUUCUUGGAUAUUCAACUUCUUCAGUGAGUUAUUGGUGGAUGGAAGUCAGGUGGAUUUGGUUCAUCUGAGUAGAGGCCAACUGUAUAGAAAACACAUGUUGGUGAUCAAAUGAGUAGAACUGAUGUUAUUUGCAGUAGAAGGAGGAGGGUUCUUCUCAUCUUCAGCUGCUGGGUAUAGCAAGGGCCUGGCCCUUCUUCUCUUGGGUCAGAAGAACGAAGAUAAACCCAUGAGAGUUUCGCCGUGGAAUCAGUACCGGUUGGUGGAUCAAGAAUCUGACACUGACCUCCAGCUGGCUUCCACAAAGAACCGACUUUCCCGCGGCUGCGCCUCCUUUGUCUGCUUUGGUCGCGCUUCCGCCGGGCUCGACACUCCAUCUCCUCUUAAAGUGGGCCCUGCCCAACAGCAGGAUAUUUUGCCUGGGUCUCUUGUUUCUGACAAAGGCAAGGAUCAUACUGCUGGUGCUGAUGAUGACCAUAUUGCUAGAAAGGUUGUCCUUAAAAGUAGCUUGAAGAGACCUUCCAAAAGAACUCCAGUUUCUGUGGAGAGUGCUAAUGAACGUGAAGCAUUGAGUGAACCAGGUAGUGAUAUUCCUGGUCAUGUGGAAAGGAGGAAAGUGCAGUGGACAGAUGUUUGUGGGAGUGAGCUUGUUGAAAUCAGGGAGUUUGAACCCAGUGAAACGGACGGAUCAGAUGAUGGAUUCGACGAUGGGAAUGAAAAAAGUUGCUCGUGUGUGGUUAUGUAGUUUGGCAUUUACCUGAUGAUGAUUUGGGCAUUUCUGCUCUUUGGAUGCAAAUACUGCAUCAGGUAACUUACCGCUAACAUAGCUUGUUUGGUUGAUUUACUUAUUUCCGGAAGAAAGCGGUUUUUGAGUACGUGCAGAAUACCACCGUAGCAAGGAGCAAGGAGUAUUAUUUCUCUCUAUGCCUGUCGGAAUGAACAUUCAUGUGUAUAUCAGGUUGCUGUGGGUUUCAAUUUUGCCAUUUUAGGUAUGGGGACAUGUUUUUGUUUGUUAUUCUCCUUCUGUGUGACUGCAUUGUUCAUUAUUUUGCCAUAAUUAAUGUAUUAUUUUUUGUCCUUAUGGUUUGAGUUUAAUACAAAUUUUAGACCUAAAACCUUUGAAGAA